Ceratotherium simum simum (southern white rhinoceros) is the source of this 2427-nucleotide messenger RNA. RefSeq names its product inositol-trisphosphate 3-kinase C (gene ITPKC). Gene Ontology annotation, molecular function: inositol hexakisphosphate kinase activity. The record is from RefSeq and is a predicted model, not a curated record. NCBI's taxonomy places the organism in Eukaryota, Metazoa, Chordata, Mammalia, Perissodactyla, Rhinocerotidae. Gene Ontology annotation, biological process: phosphatidylinositol phosphate biosynthetic process; inositol phosphate biosynthetic process. Gene Ontology annotation, cellular component: nucleus; cytoplasm.
GGAGUAUCGGUUAACCCCUGCGAGGCCGGGCGGGCUGGAGCUCCGCGGUGCCGGAACCCGGGAGUCGGGGCUCCCCAGCCACACCCCUCGCGGGAUUUAAAGGGGCAGGAGGCGCCGGGUCGGGCCGAAGCCUGAACCAAGCGAGCGGGCAUGAGGCGCUGCCCGUGCCGAGGGAGCCUGAGCGAGGCGGAGGCCGGGGCGCUGCCGGGGGCGGCCCGCAUGGGGCUGGAGGCGCCGCGAGGGGGGCGGCGGCGGCAGCCCGGGCAGCAGCGACCUGGGCCCGGCGCAGGGGGCCCGGAGGGGGGCGGGCCCCGGGCCCGAACCGAGGAGUCCAGCCUCCACACCGAGCCCGAGAGGGCCAGCCUCGGGCCUGAGCCGGGGACUGACGGACAGGCUGAGCCUGAAGCAGCUGGCUUCGGAGUAGAGACGGAGCGGCCCAGCCGAAGGACGGAGCCAGACAGGUCCAGCCUCCGCACACAUCUAGAAAGGAGCAGCCGCUGGUCAGAGCUGGCGACAGCUGGUCCCUGGACUGAGACUGGGACAGAUGGCUUUUGGACUAAUCCGCACAGGUCCCACCUCCAGUCUCAGCCAGAGAGGUCCAGACUCUGGACAGAGCCAGGGGUUGAUGGGCCCUGGACAGAGCUAGAAAUACGUGGGUCACAGACCCAGCUAGAGAGGGCCAAUCUCUGGACCCACCAGAACAGGUCCAGCCUCCGGGCUCAACCAGAGAGGGGCUGUCCCUCAACAGAGCCAAAUGCCGAUGGCUCCUGGGAAGAAUUGUACACUGAUGGCUCCAGGACACAGCAGGAUACUGAAGGCCCCUGGACAGAGCCUCACGCUGAUGGCUCCCAGAUACAACAAGAUCCUGAAACAGCCUGGAAACAGCUUGGCACUGAUGGUUUCCCAACACAACAAGAUCCUGAUGGCUCCUGGACACAGCUUGAAACUGAUGGUGCCCAGGCACAAGAUACUCAUGGACCCCAGACAGAGCCUGGGACAGACUGCCUUUUGGGGGAGCCCAACCAAGAUGACUCAUUAGAGGAACCAGAACGUGGGGAGUUGGUGACUCACCUGUACUCUCACCUGGAAAGUAGCCCCCUGACCCCUGUGCCCCGCCUCAUCAUCACUCCUGAAACCCCUGAACCUGAGGCUCAGCAAGUGGGACCCCCGUCCCGGCUUGACGGGGGCAGUGGCGGCUUCUCCUCUGCCUCCUCUUUCGACGAGUCUGAGGAUGACGUGGUGGCCGGGGGCGGAGGUGCCAGCGACCCCGAGGACAGGUCUGGGAACAAACCGUGGAAGAAGCUGAAGACAGUUCUGAAGUAUUCACCCUUCGUGGUCUCCUUUCGAAAACACUACCCUUGGGUCCAGCUGUCCGGACAUGCUGGGAACUUCCAGGCAGGAGAGGAUGGUCGGAUUCUAAAGCGUUUCUGUCAGUGUGAGCAGCAUAGCCUAGAGCAGCUGAUGGGCGACACCCUGCGGCCUUUCGUGCCAGCCUACUAUGGCAUAGUGCAGCGGGAUGGCCAGGCCUUCAACCAGAUGGAAGAUCUCCUGGCGGACUUCGAGGGCCCCUCCAUCAUGGACUGCAAGAUGGGCAGCAGGACCUACCUGGAGGAGGAGCUGGUGAAGGCACGAGAACGGCCCCGGCCCCGGAAGGACAUGUAUGAGAAGAUGGUGGCUGUGGACCCCGGGGCCCCCACCCCUGAGGAGCAUGCCCAGGGUGCAGUCACCAAGCCCCGCUACAUGCAGUGGAGGGAGACUGUGAGCUCCACCUCCACCCUGGGCUUCAGGAUCGAGGGCAUCAAGAAAGCCGAUGGGACCUGCAACACCAACUUCAAGAAGACGCAAGAGCUGGAGCAGGUGACAAAAGUGUUGGAGGACUUUGUGGACAGGGACCGUGGACUCCUGAGGAAGUACGUGGCUCGCCUGGAAGACCUCCGUGAGGCUCUGGAGAACUCGCCCUUCUUCAAGACCCAUGAGGUGGUGGGCAGCUCCCUCCUCUUCGUGCAUGACCACACCGGCCUGGCCAAGGUCUGGAUGAUCGACUUUGGCAAGACAGUGGCCCUGCCUGACCACCAGACGCUCAGCCACCGGCUGCCCUGGGCUGAGGGCAACCGUGAGGACGGCUACCUCUGGGGCCUGGACAACAUGAUCUGCCUCCUUCAGGGGCUGGCCCAGAGCUGACCUGCUUGCCCACCACCAGGUUGGGCAAUGCCCACCAUUGGAUGGCGCCCAUCUGGCUGGAAGAGCCCCAAGAUGCGCAGGGGGCCUGAGGUUGGCCAUGGGGGAGCUGACAUCCGGGGAUGGGAGAGGUUCUGUUGUACACCUCGCAAGACCAGUGUGGAAGAUCUGCAGGGCCUUGGAGACCAGGUAGCGCCCGGCCCUUUCAUGACACGAGGGUUUAAGGACCAGAGAGGGGCCGUGACAUGG